AGAACGGAGUAUUUCUUCGUGUAGCAUGCUUUUGCUAGUAUGGAUUUACCCAAAGUGUAAAUGACUAAUAUAAACAUUUCGCACUCAAGUUAUUUGCGGUUAAAUUAAUAUGUCAUAGAUUACAACAUGCACUGAAAAGUUUAUUAGACUCAAAAAGCUGAGAGACUUGGCUUUUAGUGUUCGUGAUAACAGCGUGGCCGGUACAGCUGCAGCAGAUAAUCUACAUUCAUGGCAGAAAAGCAAGAAAAUAUGUCUCCAAUUGAGAUGAAGGUGGCACGACAAGUGGAGUACUACUUUGGGGAUCACAAUCUUCCAAAAGACAAGUUCCUCAAAGAACAGCUGCAACUUGAUGAUGGCUGGGUGCCUUUGGAGACAAUGCUCAAAUUCAACAGACUGAAGACUUUAACCACAGAAAUCAGCGUCAUUGCUGAAGCUAUCCAGAAAUCAAACACUGGCCUCCUGGAAAUAAGCGAAGACAAGACUAAAAUCCGGAGGUCUCCAGACAAACCCUUACCUGAAAUGAAUGAUGACUACAAAGAUGCUCUUAAAAACAAAUCUGUGUACAUGAAAGGUUUUCCGCUUGAAACUACUCUCGAUCAGAUUCAGGAUUGGCUGAAUGAGAAAGGCGCCAUAGAAAGCAUUCAGAUGAGAAGAAACCUGCAACGGCAGUUCAAGGGAUCAGUGUUUGUGUGUUUUGACUCUGAAGAAUCAUCCAAGAAGUUCCUAGAACGUUCAGACAUAAAAUCCUUCGAAGACAAUGAGAUGCUCGUUUUAUCAAGAGAGGACUACCACGCAAAGAAGGCAGAAGAGAGGAAACAUUACAAAGCAGAGUCCAAAGCAAAGGCUAAACAGGACAAGGAAGACCAGCAGAAACAAGUAGAAGACAAAGAGAUGGGUCUGCUUUUGAGUGAAAAGACGGGUUGCUUGUUGAAGUUCUCAGGAGAGCUUGAAGAUGUUUCAAGAGAAGACUUCCAUGAAUUGUUCUCUGGGCAUGGAAAGAUAAAGUGGGUGGAUUUUACAAGAGGAGCCAAAGAGGGCACCCUCCUGUUCGAUGGAAUUGCAAAGGAGGCAUUCGAUAAGGCCAAAGAGGCUCAUGAAGGGGAAUUGAAAAUCAAGUCCAACAGUGUGACAUGGCAGGUGCUUGAGGGAGAGGAGGAGAAGGAGGAAAUGAAGAAGAUCAUCGAAGCUCAACAAGAAUCAUUCAACAGAUCCAAAAACAGAUCUGGCGGGAGAGGAGGAGGAGGAAGAGGAAGAUCAGGCGGCAGAGGAGGAGGAAGAGGCAGCCGAAGGGGAAGAGGUGGCAGAGAUCAAGGCAGGACUCAUUUCAAGGGCAAGAAAACGAAAUUUGAAGAUGAUGAUGGUGACGCACCCUUAGCCCCAAAGAGAGAAAGAGAAGACAGUGAUGGUCCCGCAGCAAAGGUCCCCAAAACUGAAAACGGAUCUUAGUCACAAUAUCGCACCAGGAUUCUUUUUUUUGUUGAAACAUUUAUUAUAAACAGUGAAAAUGCAGAGGCCACUUAAAUCCAUUCCAGUAAGAGCUUCAGGUCGUGGAGAAGCGUAGGAAGUCCACCUGGAUGUCAACCUAGCAAACAAAUGGCAAAGCUUGGUGUCAGUUUUCAGCCUUUAAGUCUUUGUUUUUGUGCCUCAUUAUUUGUGUACUUGCAUUUCUCCACUUAAGACAUUUUUACAUGUUAUCAUAUAAACAUGAAUCUGCUCUUUGACAGUAAUUUAAUUACAUCUAAACAUUUGUUAGGUUUUUGUGCUGUUUACUUUUUCCCUUGCAGGUUUCCUGCAGUGAGUGGUAACAUUUGCUUUGCUAUUUUUUUACGUUUCCAUAUGUGAAUAGCAAAUAAAACAUUUACAAAAAUGA
Eleginops maclovinus (Patagonian blennie) is the source of this 1870-nucleotide messenger RNA. RefSeq names its product small RNA binding exonuclease protection factor La (gene ssb). Gene Ontology annotation, biological process: tRNA processing. The transcript is spliced from 12 exons. Lineage: Eukaryota; Metazoa; Chordata; Actinopteri; Perciformes; Eleginopidae. The record is from RefSeq and is a predicted model, not a curated record. Gene Ontology annotation, cellular component: ribonucleoprotein complex; nucleus. The coding region runs from base 229 to 1446 and encodes 405 amino acids. Gene Ontology annotation, molecular function: mRNA binding.